Molecule: messenger RNA, 2010 nt
Organism: Frankliniella occidentalis (western flower thrips)
Lineage: Eukaryota; Metazoa; Arthropoda; Insecta; Thysanoptera; Thripidae
Product: myrosinase 1-like
Exons: 11
Coding region: 289-1806 (505 amino acids)
Biological process (GO): carbohydrate metabolic process
Molecular function (GO): beta-glucosidase activity
Source: RefSeq, a predicted model, not a curated record
GCCGAAAGCACGCUAAACGCACACCGGGUGGGCCGGCAAUCGUCAAAUUCACGCAAAUUCAAAUUGCCGCGGGGUGACGGAGUCAGCGGCCAGCCCGUCCUUAACGCCUUCCGGUAUUCCACUCUCUUAUGGCAGCGAGGUGACGUUAACGCAACGCAGCGUGGGCGUAAAAAUUGCACGAGGAAAGCUUCAAUGACUUUGCACAGUGCAAUAAUACACCAUCUGAAGGCUGACCUGAGACUGCGCCGCGGUUGAGCAGCCCCUCGCCUCUACACUACAGCCCUCGCCAUGGCGCCGCCGCUUCUGCUCCCCCUCAUGCUCAUGUUGUUGCGCGGCCUGGCGGACGCCGCCCCCGAGGCCGUGCCCGCCGUGCCGUGGGACUCGCACCAGCAGGCCGUCGACGGCACCCUCGGGGUGCCCCUGCCUCUCCCCGAAGGCUUCCUGAUGGGGACGGCCACCGCCGCGUACCAGAUCGAGGGCGGCUGGAACUCCUCUGGGAAGGGCCCCAGCGUGUGGGACGACUACCUGCACCGCGAGCCCUGGCGCGUGGUGGGAGAGGCCAACGGCGACGUGGCCUGCGACUCGCUGCGCCUCUACCGCAGGGACAUCCAGAUGAUCAAGGAGAUGGGCCUCGACACGUACCGCAUCUCGUUGUCUUGGCCGCGGAUCCUGCCGGAUGGCACACUGCUCAAGGUCAACCAGGCAGGCGUCAAGUACUACAACGCCGUGAUCGACGAACUGAUCAAGCAUGGGAUACAGCCGAUCGUGACGCUCUUCCACUGGGACCUGCCUCUGCCGCUGCAGCAUCUGGGCGGGUGGAGCAACCCCGCGAUAGUCGACUACUUCGAGGACUACGCCCGCUUCGCUAUCGCCGCGUUCGGGGACAGAGUGAAGCUGUGGGUGACGGUCAACGAGCCGUACCAGGUGUGCGAGUUCGGCUACUCGGACGUCAUCAUGGCGCCCUUCUACAACUUCACCGGCGUCGCCGGCUACCUCUGCACGCACUACAUGCUGCUGGGGCACGCGCGCGUCUACCGCAUGUACAAGCGCGACUUCGCCAGCCAGAAAGGUCGCAUGGGGCUGGCCAUCCACGCCUACUGGUUCGAGCCGGCCAACCCGGACGACAAGCGGGACCACGCGGCCGCGGAGCGGGGCAUGGAGUUUAACCUGGGGUGGACGGCGCACCCCGUGUUCGUGGGCGACUACCCGCCGAUCAUGCGGAGCAUGGUGGACCGUGCCAGCGCGGAGGAGGGGCUGCUGCGGUCCAGGCUGCCUCGCUUCACCCGCGCCGAGAUCGACGAGAUCAAAGGCUCGGCCGACUUCCUCGGCGUGAACCACUACCAGUCGCUGCUGGCCGCGCACAACGACUCGGUGCCCGGGCCGUCCGUGUAUCGGGACGCAAAGUACACCGGCUCCUCGCAUCCCUCCUGGCCUGGCUUCUGGACCAAGAGCACGCCGUGGGGCUUCGGCAAGCUGCUGCGCUGGGUGCGCGACCAGUACGGCAACCCGCCGGUGCUCAUCACGGAGAACGGCUACUCGGACCCCAACAACAACAAGCAGGACGAGGACCGCGCCGCGUACUUCAAGGGCUACCUCCGCGAGAUGCUGCUGGCCAUCCGGGACGGCUGCAACGUGUUUGGCUACACCGCGUGGAGCCUGAUGGACAACUUUGAGUGGACCCUUGGAUACUCGGUCCGCUUCGGCCUCUACUUCGUGGACUUUGACCACCCCGACAGGACGCGGACCCCGAAGCUGUCUGCCGCGUUCAUCCGCAACGUGACACGUGACCGGGCAGUGCCACCCUGAACGGACUUCUUGUGACUCUUCAUUGUCGGGCCGAGUGUAAUGUGAUCUGGUAAAUGUUUGAACACACUGGCCUAUAUUCUGUAAGUUGUAAUUAUUGUGAUUUUAGUUGUAUUGAAUUCUCUCUGUAGGCUGUAUUUUUAUUUCUCUACCGAGUAUUACUGGUGCUGUGACCUUAUUGUUACGUGAAUAAGUGCAGUUUUGGAA